CUUCGGUACAUAGGGAGGCUUGGCCUGAUUGGCAUCUUCAAUGUUGACUUGCAUCUCUCCUUACUGCUUUUAUAAUACGCUUGCACGACUGUUUGGAAAGCCGUGGAUUGUUGUAAUUAACGUUUGUGACAUAGUAGUUACAGAUGGCAGGCAGGACAUCGAUGGUAUCGGAGGAACGAACGCUUGCAGUACGCCACUAGUACGCAUUUCCACUCACUUUAGUACCCCCCACUAGUGACGUUUCUCAAGCGUAUAUAAUGCAGACCAAUACUAGGCUAUUCUCUUGACCAGUUCUCCUAUCUUCAAAGUCUGUGUUAAAGAACAUCCUCGGUGACAUCCACGCCUGGGAAGUCAUGGGGCCUUCAUCAGUCUCUCGCAGUAUCACUGCCCUGUUGAUAUCCCGGCUCAAGGUCUUCUAUGGGACCGUUCGCCGGUGUCUACGCUUAAUUUCAGAUAUAUACCCUCCUCCCGCUCUUCCCAUGCAGUAAUCGAGUCUCCUAUCGUUGACGACAGUGAGCUGGGACGCUGUUACGAACCCAUCAUGCUUUUCAAGUCCCUCUAUCCGCCGACCCCUCCUGUUCCAGACAAGAACGUCUACGAACUCUUUUUCAAUGACCCUGAACAGAAUGCGCUCCCAGAUUACACACUGUACGUCGAUGCGGAGAGUGGACGCCAGAUCCGCAGGAGCGAGUUCAAUGAACGAGUACGCGAUGCUGCAACCGCACUAGGUGCGCCGCUGUCUGCAGGUGGACUUGGUCUGAGCGGAGAGAAAGGCGAUAUAGUUGGCAUUUUAAGCUCGAACUGUAUUGACUAUCCUACCCUGGUGCUUGGCUCGUUGACCAUAACAGUCCCAUUCGCCUUAUUGUCGGCAUAUCCAACCCAUUUCGAGCUGGUUCACCUAUUACGCACCUCCAAGUCCACAGUGCUCUUCGUUCACCCUACUUUACUGCGCAAUGCUCUCAAAGCUGCGCAAGAAGUGGGAUUAUCUCACGACAGGAUUUUCAUUCUAGAAGGAGGCAUCCCCGGACGAAAAAGCCUCCAAGACCUGAUCGAUGAUGUGAAACGGCGCAGAACACCAAGAGAACCUGUCAGGCCGGCAACGAAAAAAACGCUUGCGUAUCUAAUGUUCUCUAGUGGAACUACGGGACUGCCCAAAGCCGUCAUGGUCGCUCAUGGAAACAUUUGGUCCACUAUCGUCAGUCAGCUGAUUGCUGGAGCAGAGGACCUCAAGGUCUCUCCCCUGCCGCCGCCGACUUCGCCAGUAGUCGUUCUGGCGGUCCUCCCGUUCUACCAUACAUAUGGCUUAAUAUCCUUCUGCAUGCGCCCAAUGAGUGGAUACGUGACUUGCGUCAUUGUACCUCGGUGGAACGUGGAAGUCGUUGUCAGAGCGAUCGAGAAGCAUAGAAUCGGCCUCUUGCUCCUCGUUCCCUCCAUGGUGCAUCAGCUAGUGCACUCCGGGCUCUUGGAGAAAGCUGACUUGAGUUCUGUCGACCUUAUAUCGACUGGUGGUGCUUAUAUGCCGCCCAAAGUGGCUGAAAGAAUUCAGAAACUCAUUCGUUCGACACCACGGGUCAUGGAGGGUUAUGGUCUGUCAGAAUGCACGCUUUCUGCGUUGCGAAAGCCGGCUCCAGGAGCUCUUGGUGGCAUUCAACCCAUCCUUAACUCAACAGGAAUUCUGCUACCCAGUAUGGAAGCGAAAUUGACACGUGAAGACGGUUCAUGUGUCGAAAUUGGUGAACCCGGUGAACUCUGGUUACGGGGUGAUAAUAUCGCUCUUGGUUAUUUUAACGACGAAAAUGCGACAAAAGAAACGUUCAUCGAUGGGUGGCUGCGGUCAGGCGAUAGGUUCAAAACAGAUGGGAAGGGUACCUUCUUCUUCGUGGAUCGAAUCAAAGAUACGUUGAAGAUAUCCGGCGCUCAAGUUUCUCCGACGGAGAUUGAAGAUGUAUUGCUCGCACAUCCAGGGAAGUUGAUAUCUGAUACAUCUGUCGCCGGUGUAUCUGGAGGCCGAACGGCAGAUGAGCUGCUUCCUAAGGCUUGGGUAGUCCUGAGCGAGGAGGGGCGGAGGAAAGGUGCGGAUGUUGUUCUGAAGGAGCUGGACAUGUGGGCGAAUGAAAAUCUGAGUUCGUAUAAGAGACUGAGAGGUGGAUUGGAAGUGGUAUCUGAGAUACCAAAGUCGCCGACAGGUAAAGUCCUUCGCCGAGUUCUGCAGGAUCGACACGAACAAGCCUUGAAGGCGAAGGUGAAGGCGAAGUUGUGAUCCACAGUGCAUCGCUGCUUGUAUUCACUGGAGUUGUAUCAGCUAUGUAGUAUAUGAAUUGUUUUCAUGCGCCAUUCCAUUAAAUCUUUUGACUUUACCACCCACGUAACCGUCGACGCGUCAGUGUCACUGUCAAUGAGUAGUUUUAGCUUAAAAGCUUACUCUUACUGCUUGUGAUCAA
Molecule: messenger RNA, 2441 nt
Organism: Somion occarium
Lineage: Eukaryota; Fungi; Basidiomycota; Agaricomycetes; Polyporales; Cerrenaceae
Source: the annotation of a GenBank genome assembly